UAGAAAAAAUUGACCGCAGGUGCUGGAGUACGCUUCGUAGUGUAUGAUUGAUGUUUUGGAUAAACAUCGUAUCAAGCCUCUACAUAUACACCUGUAAAUAUGCGUACUUGAUACACAAUUCUAUACCCAUAUAUCCAUUGUCGUCCUCCUUAAUUUCUUUCAUUCUGGUUGAAGAUGAUGGGAAAUCCAAAACUAAUAGUACAAAGCAUCAAUGGAGUAAGAAGCUCUCAAGAACGCUCCCUGGUAGACGUAUCUGCAGAUGAAGACAUGGACAUUAGCAUUUUCGAUGCACAGAGAUACUUCGAUGAAACCAACGGCGAUGCAAGAGUGUGCAAAAGAAAUUCUCCAAUGAAGGAUCCUAUUUCACCGGAGCUCCGGUGUGAUAUUUCUGCCUCGGCGUUAGCCGGUAGAUUCUCUUCUGCUUCGUCAGUUGCUGAUGGGUAUGGUUAUGGCAGGAGCCACCGAGCUCGUUCGUUCCAUGCAACACCGACGGCUUCGCCUGAGGCUAGUUGGAACAGCCAGACUGGUUUAUUGUCGAAUCCUCCUGGUGCGAUUCCGGUGUCUAUGAUCAUGAAAACUCCUACAACAACUGAUCACAAGACAAAAGGGUCCAGUAAAAUGAAAUGGCUUUGGGGACGAAGGUGUCCCUGCUCCGGUAAGAAGUCCGUUCAAGUUGAGCCGAAAACACCCUUGGGUUCCAAUCAGAAACGCAAUAUCAUACACCAUGAUCAGAAACGUGAAGAGAUACUAUUAGCCUGUAAUCCUUACAGGAUCUCAGUUGAGAAUCAGUUUCGUUCUAGCUUAGGACAGCGUGUGAUUGCUACUGCAACAGCAAGACCCCUGAUGAUAAGUGAUGGUGGCUCCGCCGUUACUACUGCUGGUUUCACGUUUCCAAUACUUAACCAACAUAAUAGAAACCAUAAUUCUCUUGAUGAUCACAAUUAUCCACCUCGACACUCGUUGGAGUUGUUCCGACCAUCCGAUGAAUCACCAUCUAUUUCGAAUCCAAAGAAACUGGUUCCCCGAACUUCCAUAGCUGACGAUGAUGUUGGCAGUGAUACCAGCUCAGACUUGUUCGAAAUCGAGAGCUUUUCCACGUCGAAUCCACUGUACCAUCGUCGAGAUUCGUUGGACGAGGCGUCCAACUUCAACAUAAGAAGAUCGAUAGGAGGUUCGGGCAACGGCUCAGGUACCUAUUCGCCAAUGACAACCGAGUGUUACGAACCGAGCGAGGCUAGCAUAGAGUGGAGCGUGACGACGGCAGAAGGGUUGGAGAGAGGGUCAGUUGAAGCGGAGGAGAUGAUGAACAUGAACAUGAGAGGCUCAGCCACAGGGGUUAGCAAUGGUGGGAAGAAGAAAUCGGGGAAUGGGGGGUUGUUGAGCUGUCGUUGCGAGAAGGCGGUGAGCGUGGGGCCAAAUCCAGUCAAGUACGUGCCCCCUCACGGACAGGCAGAUACCUCAUCAAAGCAUGUGGGCAAUGUGAACAAACCACCGCUUGCCCGUUUGUCCCUGCCUUUUGUGCCAUAAUACAUCUUUUCUCUUCUCUAUUAUUUCAUAUAUUUUU
Messenger RNA from Hibiscus syriacus, 1564 nucleotides. RefSeq names its product protein PHYTOCHROME KINASE SUBSTRATE 4-like. The coding region runs from base 175 to 1527 and encodes 450 amino acids. Gene Ontology annotation, biological process: phototropism. Lineage: Eukaryota; Viridiplantae; Streptophyta; Magnoliopsida; Malvales; Malvaceae. The transcript has 2 exons. The record is from RefSeq and is a predicted model, not a curated record.